GGAGCUGAUGCCUUUCCCAGGAUGCGAGGGUGGCCUUUAGCUCUGUUAGCCCUCCUCUCGAACGCUGUCAGCAUAUCUGAAUAAAUCAGGGUGUCGCCAGGGAGAGAAUAAGGCUUUGAAGUACAUGAAGUGUAUUUUCAUCUCGGUCCCCUUUCUGGACUGAGAAGCAGUGAUUUGGGGUGGUAGUGACUCACCAAGCAACAAACAGUGCUUUGCUCUCAACUCCCCUUGUACCUCCACGCCUCCAAAAUGAGUGUUUUGGUGUGAUAAACUCUGCUGUGGCUGUAGCCAUGCAGAAGAGAUGUGUGUCUCCCAUAUCCCUUUGGGAGAGAAGACAUCCCGUUUAAUGAACCAGGAUGGAUGUGUUUCUGUGGGGCUGGUUUGCUGGACUGGAGAAAGGAAUAACUGCACAUGAUGUAGCUGCAUGUUGCUGCAUCAGGAGCAGUAUCCCCUCAUUUUGGAUAAUGUCUCAUAGGUGGUUUGAGAUAAGUGCAUUAAGGAAAAUGCACGAAAAGUGUGAAAAGUGUUUAUCCUCCCUUUCUUGAGCAGACCUCUUCUGAUUCAUGUACAGGGUGCUGCAUAAUAUGGGUUGUUCCUUUCCCUCAGUGGUACCCUAUCAUAGGCAAGAUUGCACCUUGUAGGGGCACAGUCUUUGUGCUUGGUCUUUUUGAGGGUACUUCUGUAAGUAAAAACAGUUGUAAGUAAGAACAGAUGGUGUUCUUAGACCUUUUCCUUUCUGAUUAGCUUUGGGGACUGUUUCGGUGUAUGUGUGUACCCUGUAUGUCUGUUUCUUUGUGGUUCUAAUUUUCCAGUUAGUGCUGGAGGCUCCUAAAUUGUGUCUGCAAUUCCUUCCUCAGGCAGGCCUGACUGGCUUUGUGCAGGAAGAGUCCUCGGAAAUCUGCACUAGCUUCUCUGAGCAGAAGUUUCUGGGAGUUCUCCAAGGUUUUAACUUCAAGAGGAUUACAGUAUAAAGAGCAAAGGAACACAGAGAAGCAGAGUGGCUGGACGAGUUUGGGGGUGUCUCAGAAUUGACAGUGAAAAGGCACCUGGGAAGCUGAUAAGAUGUCAUCUCUACCAAGGAGGGUGAAAUCUGUAGCCAAAGCCCCUACAUCAGAAGACCUACCUUCAUUUCUUAAUUCGACCUCUGAAUCAGAGGAGGAAGAGGAGGAGGAAUGGGAGCCAAAAAGCAAAGUGGCCAGGAAACCUCAUUUGCCAAAGAAAACUGAGGCAAAAACUAAAAAAGCUGCUGCUCUGCGGUCAACUGUGGCCAGGAAAAUGGUCAAGAAAGUAGCAAUAAAAGAGGAAAUGGAUGUAUCCUUGCCUAUUGCACCUGCAGAAGAUAGUAAAAUGCAGCUUCUAAAACCUAAGGAAGAAAAUGCAGACACUAAAUCGAAAAGUUUAAAUCGAAUGCCACAAGUGCCUAAGAAAAUGGAAAUAAAUUCAUUCCAAGAGAAUAACCAAAACAGUUUAGUGAGUAAUGAAAAACCCUCAACAAGUGUUUCUGUAGUGAAACAAGAGAAAUGUGAGGAGGAGUUUGCAUUUGAUGAACCACCUUCUAAAAAGAUGAAGUUGAAUGCAUGUCCUGAAGGAAAGCCAGUUAAAAAUCUGGGAGGCAACAAAAUAAAAGAAGAAUUUGAAAUGAACUGGGAUAUUGUACAGGCCUUGUCAGAAAUAACAAAUGUUGAACCGUGGGUAUGUGCAAACUUACUUCGGCUCUUUGAAGAAGAAAACACGAUUCCUUUUAUUGCUCGGUACCGAAAAGAGCUCAUCAAUAACCUGGAGGCCGAUGCCUUGCGGGAAGUGCAGCACGCAUUGGAAGAGCUACGUACUGUUGCAAGGAAGACACAUACGAUGAUACAGAAGUUGAAGAAAGAAGGAAAGUUAUCCAGUUCUCUUUUAAAAGGAUUGCUAAAUUGCAGAACUUUGGAAGAAUUAGACCAUGUGUCUGCGCCUUAUAAAAGUGGGAGUAAAGGCACCAAAGCCCAGAGGGCCAAGCAGUUGGGAUUAGAACCUGCUGCUCUCUCCCUGCUGCAGAAUCCUGUGGAACUCAAUCUCUUUUCUUACAUUAGACCCAAUACCAAAGGGCUUGCAAAUAUCCAGGAAGUAGAGGCUGGAGUGCAGCACAUUUUAGCAGACAUCUUUGCUAAAGAUAAAGAUACACUGGAUUUUAUCAGGAAAUUAUGCCAGAAAAGGUACAUUUCCAUCCAGUCAACAUUGGCAAAAGUGUCGUCCAAAAAUGGAAAUGAAAAAGAUAUCGAUAAAUUCCAACUGUACCACGAGUUUUCUUGUAAUAUAAAGAAUAUUCAGCAUCAUCAGAUUCUGGCCAUUAACCGAGGGGAAAAUCUGAAGAUCCUGACAGUGAAGGUCAACAUUCCUGACGGGGUGAAGAAUGAAUUCUGUUGGUGGUGUGUCAAUGAAAGAUGGAAACCAAAACAAUUUUUAAAACCGGAAUUUAUGAGGCUAUUCCGGAGUUCUGUAGAGGAUGCAUAUAAACGCCUUAUAUAUCCUCUUCUGUGCAGGGAAUUCAGAUCUAAGUUGACAUCUGAUGCAGAGAAAGAGUCUGUGAUGAUGUUUGGGAGAAAUCUCCGUCAGCUGCUUCUGACCAGCCCUGUGAGGGGCCGUGCUUUAAUGGGAGUAGAUCCUGGCUACAAACAUGGCUGCAAGUUGGCAAUUAUUUCACCAACCAGUCAGAUCCUCCAUACUGAUGUAGUUUACUUGCAUUCUGGUCAAGGAUUUCGUGAAGCUGAGAAGAUAAAGAGGCUUCUCCUGCAGUACAACUGCAGCACUGUUGUGAUUGGCAAUGGCACGGCCUGCAGAGAAACAGAAGCUUACUUUGCUGACUUAAUUAUGAAGAAAUAUUUUGCACCAUUGGAUGUUGUUUACUGCAUUGCCAAUGAAGCGGGAGCAUCAAUCUACAGUGUCAGUCCAGAAGCGUCCAAGGAAAUGCCAGACCUAGACCCUAACCUAAGAAGUGCAGUUUCCAUAGCUAGACGUGUCCAGGACCCAUUAGCUGAGCUAGUGAAAAUUGAGCCCAAACACCUAGGAGUUGGAAUGUAUCAGCAUGAUGUAUCACAGACUUUGCUCAAAGCAACUCUGGAUAGCGUGGUUGAAGAGUGUGUCAGCUUUGUAGGAGUUGAUAUUAACAUCUGCUCAGAAAUACUAUUAAGACACAUUGCAGGACUGAAUACUAACAGAGCUAAAAAUAUAAUUGAAUGGCGAGAGAAGAACGGACCAUUUAUAAACCGAGAACAGCUCAAAGAAGUGAAAGGUUUGGGUCCCAAAACCUUCCAACAAUGUGCUGGCUUCAUCAGAUUCAAUCAAGAAUAUAUCAAGACUUUUUGCAGUAAAAAUGACCUUGGAAGUCGUGCACUUUUGACUAAAGCAGGUGCACUGGGUAAAAAGAAGAGUAAGCUGACAUCAUGUGCCUCACAGCAGCCCAAUCCUUUGGACCAAACUUGUAUUCAUCCAGAGUCUUACAACAUAGCAAUGAGGUUUUUAUCUCUCAUUGGAGGAAACGCAAAUGACAUAGGAAAAUCAGAUAUGCAACAAAAAGUAAAUGUGGUAAUUCAAAAGGAAGGAAUGGAAGGCACAGCCAAAAAGCUCAAUACCACCGUGCACACGCUGCAGCUGAUCAUUGAUGGUCUCACUCAGCCUGAAGGCUAUGACAUCCGCACAGAUUUUGAUAAACCUGACUUCAAGAGAAGCAUAGUCUGCUUUGAAGACUUAAGUGCUGGUGCUGUUUUGACUGGAAAAGUUGAAAAUGCAACGCCAUUUGGAGUUUUUGUUGAUAUUGGUGUGGGAAAAGCAGGCUUGAUUCCAGCGCGAAACAUAACAGAAGCAAAACUAUCUAAAGUGAAGAAGAGAAGAAGCCUGGGCCUAGGUCCUGGAGAAAGAGUGGAAGUUAAAGUGCUUAAUGUUGAUAUUCCUCGAUUGAGGAUAACAUUGGAUCUUAUUCGUGUUUUAUGAGAGGGGUUUCAGUAAUUGAGCCUUGACUUUAAAGGAUGAGUAAUGUCAGCAAGGUUGUGGAGACUCAG
This is a messenger RNA of Sturnus vulgaris (Common starling), 4034 nucleotides long. NCBI's taxonomy places the organism in Eukaryota, Metazoa, Chordata, Aves, Passeriformes, Sturnidae. The record is from RefSeq and is a predicted model, not a curated record.